ACCGGACAUAAACCACUGGAGGUGUUGUAAAGUGAUGCUUUGACAGUUUGAAGGGCUGAAUUUCAGCAGUUUCCUGUGCUCCCUGAUGGAGGAGAACAGCACAUUGGAGAGAUGCUAUCGCUCUCAAUCCCGCAGCAGUGUGCUGCAAGGUCUACCCUUUGGAGGUGUUCCCACUGUCCUCUCCAUCAACAUCAUUCUGUGGCUGUUACUGCUACUAAUCUUCUCCUGUUUGAGGAAGGCAGCGUGGGACUACGGUCGCUUGGCUCUACUGAUGGAGAAUGACAGCUUGACAUCUUUAUUCUAUGGCGAACAAAGCGAGAAAGAGAAAACCCCUUCAGAAUCCAGUCCAUCAGAUUCAGAGACCAAGGACAUGGGCUUCUGUUCCUGGCUUACAUCUCUGUACCAAAUGAAGAAUGAAGAGAUCCGCAGUAAAUGUGGUAUUGAUGCGGUCACGUACCUGUCAUUCCAGCGUCACAUUAUUCUGCUCUUGAUGGUGGUGUGUCUGCUUUCUCUCACCAUCAUCCUGCCCGUCAACCUCUCCGGGAACCUCCUUGAAGAUAGCCCUCAGAAUUUUGGCCGAGCAACAGUGGUGAACAUCCCAGCAAAGAACACAUUUCUGUGGUUGCACAGUAUCUUUGCUCUGUUGUAUUUUGUGAUCACUGUGCUGUGCAUGGCCCACCAUGCCUCACGACUGGAAUACAAGGAGGAUGAAAAGGUGGCCAGAACUCUAAUGAUCACUUCCAUUCCCAGAGAAAUCUCUGAUCCUGGCCUGAUUAGCAAACAUAUGCAUGAGGCAUACCCCAGCUGUACCGUCACAGACGUCCUAUUCUGCUUUGACGUACAAAAACUGAUGAAGCUGGACUCAGAAAGACGGAAAGCCAUGAAAGGAAGGCUGUAUUUCACAACUAAAUCUCAGAAGGAAGGGAGGACCAUGAUAAAGAUGCACCCCUGUGCUCAGAUCUUCUGCUGUGAUAUAUGUGGCUUUGAACAGGUGGAUGCAGAGCAGUACUACAGCGAGCUGGAGGAGAAACUGACAGAUGAGUUUAAUGCAGAGAAAAACCGCAUUUCUAUGAAGAGGCUGGGCAUUGCCUUUGUCACCUUCAGAGAUGAAAGGAUGACUGCAGUUAUUGUAAAAGACUACAGCCGAGCUCGUUGCAGCCACAGACCCCAGCAGUCCAGCAUUACAACAGUAGUGCGCUCACAUCAGUGGGGGGUUUCUUAUGCCCCUGCCCCCAGUGACAUCAUAUGGGAAAAUCUGUCAGUGUGUGGCUCUCGCUGGUGGCUCCGAUGCAUUCUGCUCAACAUUACUCUCUUCCUCCUGCUCUUCUUUCUCACAACCCCUGCUAUCAUUGUAAAUACUAUGGACAAGUUCAACGUCACUCGGCCAGUUGAAAGCCUAAGGAACCCAGUAAUUACCCAGUUUUUCCCCACCCUACUCCUGUGGGCCUUUUCCAUCCUCCUGCCCUUCAUAGUGUACUAUUCAUCAUUCUUUGAGUACCACUGGACCAGGUCCUGUGAGAAUCAGGUCACCAUGCACAAAUGUUUCUCACUGCUUGUCUUCAUGGUCAUUAUUCUACCAUCACUGGGUCUGUCGAGCUUGGAUUUGUUCUUCAGGUGGCUUUUUGACAUCCACUUCCUUGAUGAAACAGAUUUGAAGUUUCAGUGUGUGUUUUUGCCUGAUAAUGGGGCGUUCUUUGUGAAUUAUGUGAUCACGUCUAGUCUGAUAGGAACGGCUAUGGAGCUGUUGCGUAUUCCUGCACUGCUGGUGUAUUCUCUUCGCCUCUGUUUUGCCAAAUCUAUAGCUGAGCGAAUCCACAUUAAAAGGAGUCAGGCCUAUGAGUUUCAGUUUGGUCUCGAAUAUGCCUGGACCAUGUGCAUAUUCUCAGUCAGCAUGACCUACAGCAUCACCUGCCCCAUCAUUGUACCUUUCGGGUUGCUCUACCUUGUUCUGAAGCAUAUGGUAGAUCGCUAUAAUAUCUACUACACUUAUAUACCCACAAAGCUCAGCCAGCGGAUCCACUCGGCUGCCAUCAGUCAGGUGGUAGUGGCACCCAUUCUCUGCAUAUUCUGGUUGCUCUUCUUCUCUGUACUCAGACUGGGUCCAAUGCAGCCCAUCAGUCUGUUUACCUUUGGAACUUUACUGUCCUGUAUUGCCUUCUCCUGCUUUGGCGUGUGUCUCAAAAAACUAAAUCCUAACAGAUCAACAACCUAUCAGAUGUCUGAUCAGGCAACAGAAGGAGUUUUCAGUGAUGCAGAGAGAAGCACUGUUUCUAGCACAACCACAGCUAAUGUUUUUAUAGCGUCCGUCCUGCUGGAGCCUGAGCUGAGUCUGACUCCCAUGCCUUCUCCGGCCCACCAGAGUUACGGCACCAUGGGGAACAGCCAGAGUUCAGUGCGUGACACUGAAGAGGGGGAGGAGAAAGACCUGGAGGAAACUCUGGAGACUGAACUCAAGGAUGACCUAGUUUGUCCCAGCACUCUCAUGGACAGCCCUGUGGGUUUCAAAUGACCCGCCUCGCCCCCUCGCCUUGCUUCCAUCCCCAAAGCUCAAGCCCCAUACCCCAUCUUAGCUAGUGGCUGAUACAGAGGAACUAUGCAGCAUUUUUUUUUGUCCUCGACAGUCUCCAUUUACAGACUAAUUAGGGUCAUCCAAGCUAUAAACUGCUUCAAAAGCUUGUUGAUGGGGAAUUUGCUGAGAUGGUGGUUUUAGUUCUAAAGACUUUGAUGAGCUUUCAAAGAUGUACCACAGGCUCAAUCUGAAGUGGAUAAAAGCAAAAAAAAAAAAAAAGAGACCAGUCCAAUUGUUUUUCUACUUUCUCGAUAUUCUCUUGUAUUUUCCUUUCCUGCAUAAUCAAAUGAAUGGCGUCUGUCAUUACGGUAGAUUGAACCUUGGAACACUGCAUUUUGAAAGAUUUUUCGAUGUGCUUUUUUAGGCAUAGUCAUCAUGUAGCUCCAAAGAGAGGCAGUGCUCCAGACAUGCAAAUCUAAUUAGUUAAUUAAUCCUUUUUCUGUUAUUACAGUUUGUGCUUAUUAUUGUCUAUUUUAUUAACUACUUGUAUUUUAGCAUUGGUAAAGUAUGUAAUUGUGCAACAUUGUGCCAAGAGGGUGUUGUUUUCAUGUGUUUACUAUUGUUAGAUUAUUAUUGCGUUUAUUAUCACCAACUUUUUUUGCCCUUUCUUUGCCCAACCCCCGGUUACCUUUUAAUUUAAUUGAAAAAUAAUUGCAGCUACUUAAAAAUGAAAAAAGUGCUUACAUUAUUUUGAAAUCCAAUGUAUCAAAAGAUGUUCCAGGUUCAAAACAAGUUAUGCUUUCAUGUCAUAAAUGCAGUCAAUUACUUCAGAAAAUUAUUUGAACUCAUACCUCAGUUUUAAUGCUCUUGCAUUGUAAGUCUGUUGGGCAAAGCAUUCCGGCUUUACAUGGUCAUUCCAGGAGUUGAAAAAUCGGAUGGAUCUUUGCACAAGCAAGGUUAAUAAACGAUUUUAUCAAAAUAGAACCAAGUUAACACAAACAAUCUUUAAGUGUGGUGACUAUACUUUAGAAACAAGGUGUAUUUUUACAUUUUAUCCCAGUGCAGUACCUUGCCCCAUUGUGAAAGCAAUGGUUCACCCAAAAAUUAUAAUUCUCUCAUCAUUUACUCACUCUUAUGCCAUCUCAGACUUGUAUGAUUUUUUCUUUUGCAGAACGCAAAUGAACAUAUUUUGAUGGAGAUAUGAUGUGAAUAUAUCCAUACAAUGCAAGUCAAUGGGGUCCAAGACUUCCAAGCUCUAAAAAGGACAUAAAGGUGGCAUAAAAGUAAUCAACGAGACUCAAGUGGUUUAAUCCAUAUAUUCUGAUGCGAUCGGUUUUGGGUGAGAAACCGACCAAAAUGUAACUUUUCUAUAUAAAUCUUGACAUUGCAGUCUCCUUGGUGUGAUCAUGUUUGUAGCGCGAUUUCACUUGUAUACAGCAGAGUUACGUUUUGGUCUGUUUCUCACCCAAAACCAAUCGUAUCGCUUUAGAAUAUAUGGAUUAAACCAAUAGAGAUACAAGUCUGAGAUAGCAUAAGGGUGAGUAAAUGAUGAGAGAAUUAUAUUUUUUAGGUGAAUUAUUCCUUUAAUUGCAUUGAAAACCAAAAAGGGCCUUAAAGGGCGAAUCACCCCAUAAUAAAAAAAACUAUCAUCAUUUACUCACACUUUGUUGUUUCAAAUUCAUAUGACUUUCUUUCUUCCUUGGAAAACAAACAGAAAUUUAAAAAAUGCAUUAUUUUAGAGAAGAAAGAGGUCAGGUAAUACAGGUUUGGAGAACAUGAAGGUUAAGUAAAUGAUGACAGAAUUUUCAUUUUGGGGUGAACUAUUCCUUUAAUUUCUAUUAAAGCUGGAACAUUACUUUAAGGAUAAUCAUUCAACUAUGUUGUGGCUAAAAUGAUUUACAGUAUGUGUUUCAACCCAAACUGAAAGUGUCAUGUUGGUUUAUCCUGGUACAUUAGAUUCAACCCCAAACGUUCUAACAUUAUGUUGUUUACAAGACCACCUCUGUCUCAUGCUCAAAACAGCCUGCAGCUCUCUUUAGAUUCGUCAAGUGUUGCCCUGGCUUCUGUAACAAACACUCUAAUUUCCUUAGUAAAUUUUGUACUCGUGGUCUUUGCUGCUAGUGGUUAUAGGACUGGAAGGGAUGGGGUGGGUGGAGGGUUUUCUUGCCAAUCUGAAUGUAAAGGAUUUGUGAUUUGUUUUGUGCUCUCUUGCUGUGCCUUGAAGAAACAGAUCUCAAGUAAAGAAAAGAAAAAAGAAAAAAGUAUGUCAAGACAAUCCAGCAUGACCUGCAAUAUGCUGCAUGGACCUAAAGAGCAACAAGACAAGGAUCUAAAUUAAAAUACGCAUUCCACCUAUGAACAAAUGAGGUGUAAGUUCCCUGAAAUGCGGUAUACAUUUUAUGUGUCCGUUCUUUCAACUAGAGCAAGGCUUGAAAACACACUGCACUAGUACACGAAUGCCAAUGCUUCUACAUUUGCUAGCUUAAUUUCAUAUGUUCCAAAAUGUGUCUGAUUACAUUUCAUAAAGCAUGGCAUGUACAUGUGGCCUUCUCAGCAUUGCCAACAGGGGCACUAUAGCAGACAUUAGCGCAAACUCUUCUACUGUGGUCUGUUUUCUUUUUCAAACCUACUUCUGUAAUGUAAAGAAGAACAGUUUGAAGAGAAUCUUUCUGAGCAAGUUAGUUAAAGUAAAAUCAUUUGUGUCUGCAUUUUCAUACUUGCGUUAAGUAUUUUUCUUGCCUUACUGUUUAACAGAAACAGAAACAAUUGUAAUGAUCAUGCAUCUAAUCUCAUUCCAUUAAUUAAACAUCAAUUUAUCACUUAUCUAUACACACACACAUGCACGUGAAAACACACAAACAUAUACAAACUCACUUUAACAUCAAUGUCUCCAGUACUCAAGUACCAGGCAAAAGGAGCUUUUGUGAGUUACCAUUUGAUAUUUCUUUGAUGUGGUUUGUUCUGUUUGUAUUUGCAAGCUGUUGAUGUGUACAAUUGUUUUUUGUACUUUAGUGGAAGUUUCCGGAAUGUGGCUUAAGGUGCCAUCAUGUCAUGUGACUGGGUGCUUAUGACGCAGUCAACAUAUGUACCUCUUUAAACUGUGGUAGUACAGCUCUUUGUAAAGGGUAUAAAACUAAAUUUGCC
Xyrauchen texanus (razorback sucker) is the source of this 5653-nucleotide messenger RNA. It is a transcript of the gene tmem63c, whose product is annotated as transmembrane protein 63C. The record is from RefSeq and is a predicted model, not a curated record. Gene Ontology annotation, molecular function: calcium-activated cation channel activity. Bases 86 to 2509 code for a protein of 807 amino acids. The transcript is spliced from 23 exons. Gene Ontology annotation, cellular component: plasma membrane. Lineage: Eukaryota; Metazoa; Chordata; Actinopteri; Cypriniformes; Catostomidae.